Molecule: messenger RNA, 2151 nt
Organism: Parastagonospora nodorum SN15
Lineage: Eukaryota; Fungi; Ascomycota; Dothideomycetes; Pleosporales; Phaeosphaeriaceae
Exons: 4
Coding region: 1-2151 (716 amino acids)
Biological process (GO): tRNA wobble uridine modification
Cellular component (GO): elongator holoenzyme complex
Molecular function (GO): protein binding
Source: RefSeq, a predicted model, not a curated record
AUGGAAUUAUUGCGCAAGGUGCAGGAGCGCACGAACCUGAACUCAAUCGUUAUCGGGACGCCACCAUCGUUGGACAUUUCUGAUUUCACGCUGUCGGGAAUCGGCGAGGUGGUGUCAUUGGCAUGCGGAAAUCGUAACCCCGCAGCCGCAGAUUGGGACGAAGACGGGCUACAAUUGUUGGCUUUUGGUGCCGACAACUCGAUCGCUCUCUGGGAUCCUCAGGCAAGAUCAGAUACCUUUGCGACUGGUGCAUCGGAUGGCACAGUAAAGAUAUGGAAGCUCGUUCACGAUGCCACGUACAGUUCUGUCGAUGUUGAACUGGUCCAAAACAUCACUCUCUCCCCAAAUUACUUCCCAUUAAACCUUGCGCUAGCCCAUUUGGAUGAUCAAUCAAUCAUUCUAGCAGCCGCAGGUACUCGGAGCACUAUCCAGAUCUUCGUUUCUCACCAUGCCGAAUUCCAGCUUUCUGCCACUCUGACUGGACACGAGGGUUGGAUUCGCGCCCUAGCAUUUACAAGAGAGGUUUCGAAUGAUUCCAGCGAUCUGCUGCUGGUGUCAGCAAGUCAGGACAAGUACAUACGUCUCUGGAGAAUACACCGUGGCAACGAGCUCCCUGCCGCAAGUAGCGCUCUCAAUGACCCCUCUCUCGGUGGCCUUGGCAAGUCACUUUCGAACAAGGCACAUUGGAUAGAGUCACGGGCUUCAAAAUUCUCGGUGACUUUUGAAGCGUUACUGCUCGGACAUGAAGACUGGAUUUACACAGCUUCCUGGCGACACCGAGAUGGCAAGCUACAACUGCUCUCAACAUCCGAAGAUAAUUCUCUUGCUAUCUGGGAGAGUGAUCCUACAUCGGGUAUCUGGAUAUGCACUACAAGACUCGGGGAGAUCAGCGCGCAGAAGGGCUCGACAAGCGCCACAGGAAGUGCCGGUGGACUCUGGAUCGGACUUUGGUCGCCAGACAGUAAUUCCAUCGUAGCCCUUGGACGCACCGGUAGCUGGAGGAAGUGGUCCUACUCCAUCACACAAGACACGUGGACGCAAGAAGUCGCCAUAACAGGGCAUGUUCGAGAAGUCAAGGGGAUCCACGGUUACGAUCUUAAUUGCAUCGACGCCAUCUCCACCUCGCAAUUCAUCUCUGGGGCGGAUGAGAAGCUGCUGCGCGUGUUUGAUGAGCCCAAAGGAGUUGCAGCGAUGCUCAAAAGGCUAUGCGAUAUUCAAAUCACGAAUACCGGUAGCGAGCUGCCUGAUGCGGCGAACAUCCCAGUCCUAGGCCUCUCGAACAAAGCCAUCCAAGCGGUGGAUGACAGCCUGCCUAUCGAAGACGGAGACGACGACGAACGUGAAACCGUAGAUCCCGCAUCUAUAAUUCGAAAAUCGACUCUUAACUUCAGUCACCCACCAUUCGAGGAUCACCUAGCAAGACAUCUGCUCUGGCCUGAGACCGAGAAGCUGUAUGGCCACGGCUACGAGAUCUCGGCGGUAGCAGUUAGCCGAGACGGCAGUCUCGUUGCGACGGCCUGUCGCGCGAGCUCGAUAGACCACGCAGUCAUACGUCUCUACGAUACCAAAGACUGGUUGGAAGUGAAGCCGCCCCUAAGAGCACAUUCGCUCACGGUGACCGCAUUGCAGUUUUCUCCAGACGAUAAGUAUCUCCUGAGCGUCGGUCGAGAUAGGCAGUGGGUCAUUUGGGAGCGUGGCGCCGAGGCUUCGCAGUACACCCUCAAGCAUUCAAACCCCAAAGGACAUACUCGAAUGAUAUUGGAUGCAUCUUGGACACCGCUUGAGCAGCCAACUUUCAUGACAGCUGGGAGAGACAAGUCGAUCAAGACUUGGCAAGUUACAGACGCAGAUGUACAGCUCAAGGGUACAGCAACCGUUGGAUCUGCGGUCACGGCUGUGGCGUGUAGUAGCCAGCUGCAUCAGGGCAGCGUCCUCUUCGCCUUUGCUACCGAUAAUGGUGAGAUCGGAAUAUGUAAGGCUGCUACCGAUGCACUGGACAAGGUGGAUAUCACGAUGAUCAAAUCGGAGCUCUGUCCGGCAAAGACUGUCAACCAGCUGGUGUGGAGGCCAGCUAGGACACAAGAUCAACAGCAGGUCGCAGUCGUGAGUGACGACACGUCGAUGCGGCUGUAUGAUAUCAAGGCAGUCUAA